ACCGCAAACACGGCCAGCAAAAUCAUGUCAGCAAAACAAACGAGCAGUUGCCUAUGGUUGGGUUUGGUCCUGGUCGCGAUGCUCUUGCCGCUUUCCGAGGGCCAAUACUACGGAUAUCCCUACGGAUACGGAGGGGCUAAUGCGGGAGCGGGAUCGGCGUACGGGAACAUUUACGGCAGCGGCAUGUACGGAUAUCCCUACAGCUACGGCGGAUACCCAUACUACUCGUACCCCAGCUACAAUCCUUACUCGAUGUACGGUGGAGGAGGAGUUGGCGGAUAUGGACAGUACGGGUAUCCCUAUGGAGGAUAUCCCUACGGCGGCAACGGCAUGAACGUGGCCUACGCCAGCAGCAGUGGAGGAUUCGCCACAGCCAGUGCGGGCGGAAACGGAUACUACGGCUAA
Molecule: messenger RNA, 405 nt
Organism: Drosophila takahashii
Lineage: Eukaryota; Metazoa; Arthropoda; Insecta; Diptera; Drosophilidae
Product: neuropeptide-like protein 31
Source: RefSeq, a predicted model, not a curated record